GAUAUUUACGCCGCUGGCUGCCUGUGAUGGGAUAGUCUGCAUAGCGUCCCCUGACAGUGGCGCAUCACAGUCUCCACACAGUUCAGCAUUCAGCAACAAUGGACCCUCACCAGUCAAGGAACAUAGAGGAGAGGCCGGAGCCCUACACCGCAGAAGUCAAAGGAAGCCUUCCUGAUUGGCUAACCGGCACGUUGUUGCGCAAUGGCCCCGGAAUGUUCACCGUUGGGGAGACUACCUACAACCAUUGGUUUGACGGGAUGGCUUUAAUGCAGAGUUUCACUUUCAAGGAUGGACAAGUCAUAUACAGGAGCAGAUACCUUCAAGGCGAUACAUAUAAUGCAAACAUGGCUGCCAAAAGAAUCGUUGUGUCUGAAAUGGGAACCAUGGCAUAUCCAGAUCCAAACAAAAACUUCAUAGUCAAGGCGAUUACUUUUUUGAACCACACUGUACCCGACUUCACGGACAACGGUGCAAGUAACUUCAUCAGAUACGGAAAUGAGUACUUUGCCACGUCUGAAACAAAUUACAUCCGCAAAAUUGAUCCCUUUACCCUGGCAACUCAGGAAAAGGUGGAUUAUCUGAAGUAUAUUGCGGUGAACAUGGUCACCUCCCACCCACACUACGAUAAAGAGGGGAAUACCUACAACAUUGGCACCUCGAUAGCAGAAAAGGGCAAGACCAAGUACACUCUGUUCAAAGUGCCUUCCGCUCCAGAAACAGAAACGGGCAAGUCUCCGCUGAAGAAGGCAGAGGUGCUGUGCACAGUGCCCUGCCGAUCUCUCCUCAGCCCCAGCUACUACCACAGCUUCGGCAUGACCGACAACUACUUCAUCUUCAUCGAGCAGCCCUUCAAACUGGACAUCCUCAAGAUGGCCACCGCCUACAUGCGCGGGGUCAACUGGGCGAGCUGUCUCAAACACUGUCCAGAGGAAAAUACGCUGAUUCACCUGAUAGACAGAAAGACCGGCAAAGAGGUGGCCACCAAAUACUUUGCGGGACAAAUGGUGAUCUACCACCACGUGAACGCCUUCGAGGAGAACGGCCAUGUGAUCUUCGACGUCAUCGGCUACGACGACUGCAGCCUCUACGACAUGUUCUACUUGCAGAAGCAGAAGGACAAGCCCGAAAGCAAGGGCUGGAGCAAGCCCGUCUACCGGAGAUACGCGCUCCCUCUGCACGUGGACUCGGGGGCCGCUGGACAGAACCUGGUGACCAACUCGCUCACCACAGCCACCGCUGUCAAGGAGGCAGACGGAAAGCUGUUAUGCAUGCCUGAAGUGCUCUGUGAAGGUUUGGAACUACCCAGAAUUAACUAUGACUUCAAUGGCAAGAAGCAUCGCUUUGUCUAUGCCGCCUGUACAGAAGAGUCUGCAGUGGCUACAGAGCUCGGAAAGCUGGACACAGAGACCAAGGAGAUCGUGAGAUGGGGCGAGGACAACUGCUGGCCCUCGGAGCCUGUGUUCAUCCCCCGACCCAAUGCCGAGUCUGAGGAUGAUGGAGUGGUGCUGGCUUCGGUCUGCACCGUCCCGGGAAAGCUUGGCUUCAUCCUGGUCCUGGACGGGAAGACUUUUAAGGAGGUCGCUCGGGCUUACAUGAAUAACGAACUCCAUAGAGACAUGCACGGAUAUUUCAUCCCGCAAUAGUCCCAGCAACACAUGUGUGUGGGUGGGUGUCUGUGUGGGUGUGAUUGUAUAUAUAUGUGUAUAUGUAUACAUAUACACAUAUACAUAUAUAUAUAUAUAAGUAUAUAUAUACAUGCACUGUUGUUUUUUCAAACUAAUACAACAUCGAUCAAUUGUUUACUCAAAAAUACUUAAACUUACACUUACCCUUAAACAUAUUGACUUACGUUUAUUGUUUUAUCGAUUGAUGUAUUUACAAUUGUAUUUCUUUAUUUGAACAAUGAAAGAUUUGUUAUUGAUUGUUAUUGAUACCUCAAGUAUUUGUUAAUGUUGUAUUUUAUGAAUUUUGAUGUUUUAUCGACAGCAUUGUAUAUUGACAUACUAUUGUCUGUUUUCCAGCAUGUCCAUAUCAAUAAACAUUCUAAGUUGAAUUUA
Gadus morhua (Atlantic cod) is the source of this 2057-nucleotide messenger RNA. It is a transcript of the gene bco1, whose product is annotated as beta-carotene oxygenase 1. Lineage: Eukaryota; Metazoa; Chordata; Actinopteri; Gadiformes; Gadidae. Gene Ontology annotation, molecular function: beta-carotene 15,15'-dioxygenase activity; carotenoid dioxygenase activity. The transcript is spliced from 12 exons. Gene Ontology annotation, biological process: retinal metabolic process; carotene catabolic process. The coding region runs from base 99 to 1643 and encodes 514 amino acids. The record is from RefSeq and is a predicted model, not a curated record.